AUGUUAAAGGUAGCUCUCUCCCUAUCUGCGUGCUUAAUAGUCCUUAGCUGAGGAGAAGUCGUAGCUUGUCUAGCUCUGAUUAGACUCCUAUUUUUACUAAGUAAACCUGCGGGGUUAGAAACGACUUGUUUCAGCUUCGAGCUAGAUUAUUUUAGGUGAGCUUUGAUCGCCCUGACCCUAUGAGUGACAACAGCCUCUAUACUAAGAAGUACUAAAGUAAAAAAUAGAAGAAAAUCAAGCGCACUCUAUCUUUUAGUGCUAGUUAGUAUGUGCGUUUCCUUGUGUUUGACUUUUUCAGUAUCUAGAAGGGUCGUUUUUUACAUUUUGUUCGAAACUUGCCUGAUUCCUAUCCUGGUUAUUAUUUUGGGCUGAGGGUACCAACCCGAGCGCGCUCAAGCAGGCCUUUAUUUGCUGUUCUACACGAUAUUUGGAUCCCUACCUCUAUUGAUCAUCGUAUUGCACUGCAGAAACCUGAUAGGCUCUAGCUAUUUAUUCAGCACAGGAGCCUCAAUAACAGGCCUACUUAGAGCCUUGUGCCUUUCUUUGGCUUUUUUGAUCAAAUUCCCCAUGUAUGGGGCUCAUCUCUGAUUACUGAAGGCCCAUGUCGAGGCCCCCGUGGCAGGAUCUAUACUACUGGCGGGAGUCUUACUUAAAUUGGGGGGAUUUGGCCUAAUUCGCAUAUUUUAUUUUUUAGAUUACAAUUUUUUAAUUAUAAAAGAAUUAGCGGCCUCUGUCAGAUUAUGGGGCGGGCUGUUAAUAAGCUUAAAUUGUCUGCGACACAUAGACAUAAAAGUUUUAAUUGCCUCUUCUUCAGUGGUCCAUAUAAGAGCUUGCGUAAUCGCUCUAUUUAUCCUAAGAGACUGAAGAGUAAAAGGUUGUUUAUUGAUAAUAUUGGCCCACGGUGUCUGUUCUUCUGGCUUAUUUUCUCUGGCGAACAUAGUCUACGAGCGAACGAACAGACGAAGUAUGGUAGUCGCUAAGGGGCUACUGAACAUCACCCCAACUUUAGCGCUAUGUUGGUUUUUAAUGCUCACUGCAAACAUAGCUGCGCCUCCCACUAUUAACUUGAGGAGAGAAAUUAUAUUGCUCAUUAGUCUUGUUUCUUGAGACCUUAUUACAAUCGGACCUCUUAUUCUGCUAGGAUUUUUUAGGGCGACUUAUAGUCUGUACUUAUUUUCUAUGUCUCAGCACGGAGUCUUCAAUAAAACCAAAAGAGCGCUCAACAACAGAAGCCUCUUAGAACUGUUAAUUGUAUUUGUACACUGGAUCCCCCUCAAUGCUCUGAUCCUAGCAGUAAUAUUUAUAUUUU
Molecule: messenger RNA, 1309 nt
Organism: Hyalella azteca
Lineage: Eukaryota; Metazoa; Arthropoda; Malacostraca; Amphipoda; Hyalellidae
Source: the annotation of a RefSeq genome assembly